AUGAAGUUCUUCACCGGCCUUUCCCUCGUUGCCUCCGCCCUUGCGAUGAGGAUGGACGUUACCAAGCGUGACAGCCCACUCAAGGUUGAGAUCCAGAGUGUUGGCAACUCUGCUGUCAAGGCCGUUGUCACCAACACCGGCUCUGAGCCCAUCAAGCUGAUGAAGACUGGCUCCAUCCUGGACCAGACUGCCGUCGAGAAGGCCGAGAUUUUCUCUGGUUCCGACCAGGUCGCCUUCGAUGGUGUUCGCCUCCAGAUCCAGACCAGCGAGGUGGCUGAGGAUGCCUUCCAGACCCUGGCUGCCGGUGAGAGUGUUGAGGCCGAGUUCGACCCCGCUGAGGUCCAUGACUUGAGCACCGGUGGUGACUUCGACUUCCUCGUCCGUGGAACGUUCUUGACCGCCUCUGCGGACAGCACCAGCAUCGACGGCUCCGUGCCCUUCGACAGCAAUUUGCUGAAGUCUCACGUCGACGGUGUUGCCGCCGCCAAGGUCCGUCGGGACUUCCACGAGAACAUCAAGCGGACCGUUGUCCAGUCCGACUGCACAGGAACCCGCGGAACUGCUCAGCGCACUGCCUUGAGCAACUGCGCCGCCCUGGCCCGCAAGGCUGCCACCGCCGCCACCAGCGGCGCCGCUGCCAAGCUGACCGAGUACUUCAAGUCGUCCACGUCAGCCACCCGCAGCACCGUCGCCGCCGUCUUCAACGCCGCCGCCACCGAGUGCGGCAGCACAACCUCUGGCGUGAGCACGCAGUACUGCACCGACGUGCUCAGCUCCUGCUCAAGCAACGUCCUCGCCUACACCUACCCCUCCCAGAGCCUCAUGGUCUCGUGCCCCCUGUACUUCAGCGCCUUGACUGCUCUCAGCACCCAGUGCCACGCUCAGGACCAGGCCACCACCACUCUCCACGAGACCACCCACCUGAGGCAGAUCAAGGGAACCGCCGACAACGGCUACGGCUACAACGCCAUCCAGGGCCUGACCUCCGCUCAAAGCUUGAACAACGCUGACAGCUACGCGCUGUUUGCCAAUGCCAUCCAGGUCGGAUGCUAG
Molecule: messenger RNA, 1053 nt
Organism: Diaporthe amygdali
Lineage: Eukaryota; Fungi; Ascomycota; Sordariomycetes; Diaporthales; Diaporthaceae
Product: peptidase m35 deuterolysin
Exons: 3
Coding region: 1-1053 (350 amino acids)
Biological process (GO): proteolysis
Molecular function (GO): metalloendopeptidase activity
Source: RefSeq, a predicted model, not a curated record